Messenger RNA from Helianthus annuus (common sunflower), 777 nucleotides. RefSeq lists its product as uncharacterized. The coding region runs from base 1 to 777 and encodes 258 amino acids. NCBI's taxonomy places the organism in Eukaryota, Viridiplantae, Streptophyta, Magnoliopsida, Asterales, Asteraceae. The transcript has a single exon. The record is from RefSeq and is a predicted model, not a curated record.
AUGAAUACUAGGCUUGCUGAAAUUUAUGAUGGUAAGGAAUGGAAGCUGCCUAAGGAGUGGUUUGAUAAGUACCCUUGGCUAAUGUCUUUCAAUUUUCAUCAGUUUAAUGCUGUAAGAAAGGAUAGUUUUAUGUGGAAAAUGGAUAAUGGUAAGGUGGAGGAGUAUGCGGUUAGAAGAGUGUAUAAGUCUCUUUGUAUGAAUGGGCCGAAAGUGCUUUGGAGUGGUGCUGUUUGGUUCAGUCAAAACAUUCCAAAGCAUGCAUUCAUUUUAUGGUUAGCUUUUAAAUUCAGGCUGCUUACUCAGGACAGGUUACUUAGUUGGGGUUUUGUUGGUGAUUUGAGGUGUUCGUUAUGCAAGAGAUGCCCUGAUAGUCACAAGCACUUGUUUUUUGAAUGUGAGUAUGCUUUGGCUGUAUGGAGGAGGUGUAAAGUGUUUGGAAAAAUGAUUGAUGCUCCUAACUCAUGGCCAGAUAUUGUUAAAUUUGUGGAGGAAAAAGGAUUCAUGAAAUCUGUUUGGGGAGUUAUUGGGAGACUAGUACUUGCUGCUUCGGUGUAUUUUAUAUGGCAGGAAAGGAAUCGUAGGCAAUUUGAGGAAGAAAGGCGAUCCGUGCAGCAGGUAUGUGAUAUUGUUUUUGAAACUGUUAGAUUGAGGUUGCUUGGAUUAACAUUUAAAGACACGGUUAGUGUGAGAAUGGCUGCUGAUAUAUGGGGAUUUGAAGUGAAGGCUAAAGAUAUUGGUAAUAGUUUGAAUGGGUUUGAAAAUUUGGGAGUUGGUUGA